Phytophthora infestans T30-4 is the source of this 1686-nucleotide messenger RNA. RefSeq lists its product as uncharacterized. Gene Ontology annotation, molecular function: protein binding. The coding region runs from base 1 to 1686 and encodes 561 amino acids. The record is from RefSeq and is a predicted model, not a curated record. Lineage: Eukaryota; Oomycota; Peronosporomycetes; Peronosporales; Peronosporaceae. The transcript has 2 exons.
AUGCGGCCGUUCACGCUGCAGAGUGUGACGUUCGUGUUGCAUCAGCAGCCGUACGCUGACGUUCUGGACCAAGUGGGGGGCCUCAUCGCCCAAUACCUCGGUCCCAGAGCCAACCUGUCGCUCUCGGACGCCUGUCGCUUCCAGUCUACCGUCCUCUUGGACUGGAUCUGGGCCUCCAGCUGCGUCUCCAUAGCGUCAAGACCCACCCACUGGUCGCUUGACAACUACCUUCGCUCCGACGAGUUCUACAAUCGCUGGGAGUUCGUCGAGUCAGUGAAAGUUGCCGUAACUCUCGACAACGUGCGCACCUUGCAGUGGCUGUUCCGUCACUUCAAGGGAUGUGUCGUGCUCUCAGAUGUGGUGAUCAUGGCUGCUGAGAAGGGCAGCAUGCCUGUCCUGGAGUUUCUACUGGCGAACGACUCCACAGAGGGCAACAAGGUGCAAUGGGGAGCUGCCUCAGUCCAGCAAGCUCUUCGUUGCGGUCACCUGGAUGUGGCCCAUUGGCUCUACAAGCACACGCCCCAAACCGACACUACAGAGGAGCAGCACGAGUGGACCAUCAAGGACGCUAUGGACGCUGGAGAUAUCGAGUUCUGUCAGUCUCUAUUGCCCAAAGGAGCGUGCAUCUUGGACUAUACACGCUACUGCGAUAUCCCCGAGAUGAUCGAGUGGAAACUCGACUGUGGCUACUUGAAACGCGACAAGAAAAGUGCCGCCGUUGCUAUUCGGGACUUGGCAGUGACCGGUCACUUGGAUCUGAUCAAGAGAAUCGCGAGUGAGCACUUGAAUCUGCCACCCCAGGACCGGAUCGAGUCGCACAGGUGGGGUGAAGCUCUCAAAGAAGCCUGCAAGACGGACAAUCUCUCGGUCGUGAAGUGGCUGCUGGAGCACCCGACUGGACGUCAAGCUGUCCACACGAUGAAAUCCACCAACAGUCUGUCCAAACUGCUGUCACACUCUGCCGAGAAGGGCAACGUCGACGUCAUGCAGUAUCUGUACGAACAAGGAGCAGUCGACAAGUUUGGCAACGCUCUGUUGGAUGCAAUUCGCACGAACCAGAUGGGAGCGGUCGAGUGGCUUCUUCAGCAUUUGCCGGACUCGGAGCCAAUCCCUGACUUCGCUGUCAUGCACGAAGCUGCCAGACGUGGACACGUGGGCUGCACCGUCCGAGCGAUCGAACAAGCUCUGAGCUUCGGCUUCUUGAAAGUCGCUUGCUGGCUACGGCAACAACACCCCGAGCUUGCCCCCGCGUCUGUUACUUUACCAAGCCCUACGGAGGUAUUUGGUGUGUUGCUGUUCUUGAGCGCGGAGUAUCCGGACCUCCUCACGACGGAAUUUGCUCGAAGUGCUCGUGACGAUGUUUCGGGGAGAUUCGCCACGGCCAAUGAUGUCCCGAUCUCAGAGUGGCUGAGGCGCAACUAUCCCGUUCCAGACGUUGCGGAGGAACAACGUGAGCGGCAUUUUGCAGAGCGAAUCGCGGGGAAUAUCGCCCAGCAGAUAGCACGGCAGCUGGGUGGUGCAGCACGCGUUCACGUGGUUGGAGGCCAACAAGGUGGUGGACAUGACGAUGCUCUAGGAAUGUUAAUGAACAACUUCAUUAUGGUUGCUCACGACUCCGACGAUGACGAUGUGAGCAGCAGCGAGGAGGAGGACGACGAUAGCAACAGCGAGGACGACGAUGAAUGA